AUGGAUCUUAUGACAGUAAUUAAAGAAAGGUUUAACGAUACCGCAACAUCGGAUUUGACAUUGCGGGUAGACAACGAGUUCUAUUACGUGCAUCGGUGUAUCUUGCAAUGGGCCUCGGGGUAUUUUCGUGAUAAACUGGCAACUCCAAUUGGGGCCCACCAAUUUCAAAACUUUACUCCGAGAAAAGAUUCACUCAAAAACUGGAAAGAUUAUGGCAAUCCACACAUUCUCAAUAUCAGUGGUAAUAAUAAUAAACAAGUUGUAUCAUUCGCAACAACCACCACCAGCAACCCCAAGAAUCGAAUAAACAAAACACUGGAGCUUUACUACACUUCCACCCAAUUCAGUGAAUUUCUUCGCUUCAUUUAUGGCUAUCCUCUAAAAGACAAUAAUAAUUACAAAUCACAAGAUCUCUUUGCGAUUGCUUAUUUGGCUCACAAAUUUCAAGUUAAAGAACUGAAAAUUUCUUGCGAUCUUUUAUUGGUCAAUGACAAAGUGUGGUGCAAAGAGGAUGAAAAAGGAGACGGAUGGCAAACAGUCUUGGACUUGUGUAAAUGGCUGGGAUUAGAAGCGACACGAAAAGGGUUAUUAGAUUGGAUUGUACACAAUUGGCCACAGGAUAUGAUGAAAAGCAGGCUUUGGCUGUCGAAAUUAGAUGAAGAUAAUUCUGAUUUGCAUUAUAUUCUUGCUGGUGUUCUUGCUGUUAAGAAAAAAGAAUCAUUACAGAAAUUGAGUGGAGGGAAUUCGCAUAAUAAUCGAGUAAAUGAAACGAUGAGCAUAAAUUGCGAUGAAAUAACAGCGGGUCGAAUCAUUUCAGAAACUAAUGGAAAUGCAGAAUUGGAUAUUAAUUCUUUGGAUUUUAACUGGAAGAUUAACAACUGUGGCGAUGGCAAAAAUAGUAAUAACAGCGAUAAAUUAAUGACUACCAGCCACGCAACCAUGACAAAUUUCUUUACGGGGACGGCUGGUGAUAGUGGUAUUAAAACAAAUGGCAACUUUAAUGAUUCUUUUGUUUCUUUUAAUAGACCAUCGACAGCAAUUUACAAUAAUCUCGAGUUUUCCCCUUCGUCUUCUACUCCCUUAUCUUCAAAAGAUUUUAAUUUCGAUUGUUCGUCAUCAACAACUUCACUGUCUUCAAAUACCCAUUACAAAAACAAUAAUGUGAUGGGUGUAGAUACAUCAAACUCUGAUAGUAAUUUCAUAAAAUGGCUCGAAUCUUCAAUUGUCGCUGACCAUAGUGAACAGACUGUAGAUACUAAUUAUGAUGGGCUUGAUAAUUGGAACUUUUUCGACUUUUCCCAAGAAUUAACUCAAAUGCAAGACAAUUCCACAUCAUUGAUGCAAUUGGGAGAGGCACAACAGCAGCAAUCACUACCUUCAAACAUUCUCCAAGUUUAUAGUCAAGUGCAAUCGCAAUUGAAUCCUCAACAAGGAAAAGAACACGAAUUUGAGUUAACUGCUCUUCGAUCUCCGAUUAAUCACAAAGUAUCAAUUCAUCAAUCUCCCGCUUUUCAACAGCAAUUACUUUUACAAGCAGCAUCGUAUCAGCAACAAAAUUCAUCACCAUCACAAAAGGCUUUAACUUAUCAUAAUUCUGGUAUUUCGUCGUCAUCAUCAUUGAUUAUACCACAAAGACAACCAUUAACAUCAUCAAACGUUAUGCUGUCGUCAAAACUUGAAGAUGGAGAAUAUUCGUCAAAAAACGUCAACAACAAUACACAAAAUGAACCACUUUCAUCAUCGUCCACACUAUCUGUUCCACCCAAAAAGAAAAGUCGUUUAGAAAGAAGUCGUGAUGAAUUUUUUGAAGAGGACAUUAAAUUAUAA
Ambispora gerdemannii is the source of this 1827-nucleotide messenger RNA. Lineage: Eukaryota; Fungi; Glomeromycota; Glomeromycetes; Archaeosporales; Ambisporaceae. The record is from the annotation of a GenBank genome assembly.